AUGGAUCAACCGUCAUUUGAGAGCAUCAACGAUUUCCUCCUUCAACAGGACAACUUUCCUUGGCCUCCACGAUCAACCGAGUCGCAGCAUUCGAUCCCUGCUAGUCAUGCUACAGCCCCCAUUUCUUUAAUUCCACUUCAGCAGCAACCUUAUGCACCCGCUCAAGAUCCCUCCUUCAACCUACCGCCUCAAGACUUUCUUAUGCUCAACGGCGUCACUGCACCACCAACAUCAUCUGAUCAGCUCUAUCCAACGACACAAGAACAACAGCAGCCAACACGCGUACGUAAGAAACCAGGCCGUAAACCCAAUCCUGCAACACCCUUUUUACGCAAGGCACAAAAUCGAGCAGCACAACGAGCGUUUCGUGAGCGUAAAGAGCAACAUUUGCGAGAGCUUGAAGAGACCAUUCAAACGAUGCGUAAAGAGCGAAAGGCGAUGAUGAAGGAAUUGAAUGAGACAUCCAAGGAAGCCAAGCAGUACAAGGCAGAGGCGUGCUUUUUGCGUAGUUUGUUGCUUACCAUGCAACUCACAUGCUUGCACAACAAGAUCGACAUUCCCGAACACGGGCCGUUUUUUACCCAGCAAACGAUCAGCGAAAUUGAAUGCACCGUUCCCUUUGCUAUCCCAGUGUACAGGAAUGCUAUCAAGAUGUAUGAAGAUACCAUGGGACAACUUGUUGCUGAUGCUACAGGUGGUGCUUUCAAUCCACGUGCAAACAAGCGUGAUGCAGUGCGUUGGGAGGAUAAUGUCCUUGCUCGAGAUGAGGAUGACGACAACAAAGAUGAAGAACAACAACAUGACAACGCGACGCCUAAUACAACGAGUGGUAGCGAUGAUGAUAAUAAGCCAUCUGGGUCACAGCAACAACAUGAUGAUGAUGGUGAUACAUCAAUGACUAUGGAUGAUUCUGGAAAUGAAGAUUCUUCUUCAACAUCAGCACCUGCCAACAAAGACGCCAUUCAUCAACUUGGUAUCCAAUUGCGUAUACAAUCCAAACUCAUGUCACUUGGCCCAAUGACUUCAGGACUCCAUCCAAGCUAUCUUCAGCUCACUGUUCCACACGAUCCAAGAAUUGAUUUGAUACCCAAUCCUAUGAUGCGUGAUCGAAUGAUUAUUUAUCGUGAUCUUAUCGACUAUGAUCGAUGCUUUGCAUUGCUUCUGAAUGGCUCUCUUUUCCAUGGUGGUGAUCCAACCAAUCCAAUGAAUUGGGAACUGCCUUUGGAUUUUGUCAAUGAAUUUUGGUUCAUGUGCUCCCUCUAUCGAUCUCGAAACAUGCACACGUUUUUGACCCUUCAAGCUUCCUCUGGGGUGGAUCAUGAACGUCGAUUUGGUCUUCGAUUGGAAUAUGGCAAUAAGAAUGAUGGCAAUGACUUGCUGGACGAGUUUUUGGAUAUGCAAUCUCAACAAAUGGAGUUACGGUCAAAUGAUCCUGACAGACCCCGCUUGCCUCAAUAUCUCUAUGAGAGUUUCCGAUCCCCUCCCUCUCUCAGGAACCCCGUGGAAAAUGCUACCCUGGAUGAUAUGAUGGAAUUGUUCAACUUGUCACAGGUAUUGAAACUUUGA
Lichtheimia ornata is the source of this 1566-nucleotide messenger RNA. RefSeq lists its product as uncharacterized. Gene Ontology annotation, molecular function: DNA-binding transcription factor activity. Gene Ontology annotation, biological process: regulation of DNA-templated transcription. The transcript has 3 exons. NCBI's taxonomy places the organism in Eukaryota, Fungi, Mucoromycota, Mucoromycetes, Mucorales, Lichtheimiaceae. The coding region runs from base 1 to 1566 and encodes 521 amino acids. The record is from RefSeq and is a predicted model, not a curated record.